GCGUGGGACCCGUGGGUCCCGACCGGGGUCCUCGGUGUCUCCCUCGUUCCUCUGGAAACCCCGUGUGCACCGUUCUGGAGGACAUGGCGCGGCAGUGGGGGCCCUCCAUGAGGGCGGCCGAGAAGGCGGGCUGCGUGGUGAGCGCCUCCCGGGCCGGGCAGGCCGAGGCGGGCUCGUGGAGCUGCAGCGGGGUGAUCCUGAGCCGCUGCCCGGACCUGGUGCUGUGCCACGGGGGCAUCUUCACCCCCUUCCUGCGGGCCGGGAGCGCGGCGCUGACCGCGGCCGGCUCCGCCUUCCUGCCCGGCGACAGUUGCGGUGACGACCUGCGCCUGCACGUGCAGUGGGGUCCGGCAGCCGCGAGCCUCGCAGGCCGCGCGGAGCGGGGCCGUCCGGGCCUGUGCACGCCCCAGUGCGCCGGCCCGGAGCCCGGCCCGCCGGCCCGACCCGGCGGCGGGCGGCUCCUGCAGCCCCCGCGGCCCGCCGAGCUGCUGCUGCUGCUGAGCUGCCCGGCCUUCCGGGCCCACUUCGCGCGCCUCUUCGGGGGCGAGGCGGCCGAGCAGUGGCGCUUCGCGAGCGCGGCGCCGGACGACGAGGUGUCGGAGGAGGAGGAGGAGGAUCAGCUGAGAGCGCUGGGCUGGUUCGCGCUGCUGCGCGUGCGGCCCGACCCGGAGGAGGAGGAGGCGGCGGCGGCGGCGGCGGCGGCGGCGGCAGAGGAGGAGCGCGGGCCGGUCGUGGCCGUGGCGUCUCCCGGGGCCGUGCCCAAGGGCGCGCCGCUGCUGGCCUGCGGCUCCCCGUUCGGGGCCUUCUGCCCGGACAUCUUCCUCAACACCCUCAGCCGCGGCGUGCUCAGCAACGCAGCCGGCCCGCUGCUGCUCACCGACGCGCGCUGCCUGCCCGGCACCGAGGGCGGCGGCGUGUUCGCGGCGCGGCCCGCGGGGGCGCUCGUGGCGCUCGUGGCCGCGCCCCUCUGCUGGAAGGCCCGCGAGUGGGUGGGCCUCACGCUGCUCUGCGCCGCCGGCCCGCUCCUGCGCGCUGCCCGAGCCGCUCUCGGCCGCCUGGGCCCCGGCACCCACGCCCUGGCCGCCCUCCUGCCGCAGGAGAUGGGCGCCCCGUGGGGCCUGCCCCUCCGAGACCCCGGGCCCCCGUGGGCAGCUGCGGCCGUGCUGGUGGAGUGCGGCACCGUCUGGGGCUCCGGAGUGGCCGUGGGGCCCCGCCUCGUGGUGACCUGCCGGCAUGUGGCCCCUCGGGAGGCGGCCAGGGUCCUGGUGCGCACCACGCCCCCCAAGAGUGCCACGAUCUGGGGACGUGUGACGUUUGCCACCCAGGAGACCUCCCCCUAUGACGUAGCGGUAGUAAGCCUGGAGAAGGACCUACGCGGUGUCCCCCUGCCGGUGCCGGCUGAGCAUUUCCACGAAGGCGAAGCUGUCAGUGUGGUGGGCUUCGGGGUCUUUGGCCAGGCUUGCGGGCCCUCGGUGACCUCAGGCAUCCUGUCAGCUGUGGUGCGGGUGGAUGACACAGCGGUGAUGCUCCAGACCACAUGUGCUGUGCAUGGCGGCUCCAGUGGCGGACCCCUCUUCUCCCCCCGCACAGGAAACCUCCUGGGCAUCGUGGCCAGCAACACGCGGGACAAUGACACAGGGGCCACCUACCCUCACCUGAACUUCAGCAUUCCCAUCACGGUGCUGCAGCCGGCUCUGCAGUGGUACAGGCGGACGGGUGACCUGGGCGGCCUCCGUGAGCUGGACAGUGCCACAGAGCCCGUGAGGGUGGUAUGGCGGCUGCAACGGCCCCUGCCAGAGGCCCCGCGGAGCAAGCUCUGA
Messenger RNA from Odobenus rosmarus divergens (Pacific walrus), 1820 nucleotides. It is a transcript of the gene TYSND1, whose product is annotated as trypsin domain containing 1. Bases 84 to 1820 code for a protein of 578 amino acids. The transcript has 4 exons. Gene Ontology annotation, molecular function: serine-type endopeptidase activity. Gene Ontology annotation, biological process: regulation of fatty acid beta-oxidation; protein processing. The record is from RefSeq and is a predicted model, not a curated record. Lineage: Eukaryota; Metazoa; Chordata; Mammalia; Carnivora; Odobenidae. Gene Ontology annotation, cellular component: peroxisome.